GCGGUGUUCAACUACAUGCUUUUGUAUUUUUAAAGAGUGAAUCAAGAGAUGUUGGUGGCUCGCGAACGAAAAUAUUGUAGUGUGUGCCAUCAGUUAGGAGAUGGUUAUCACUUUGGGGCUAUCGCUUGCAAAGCAUGUGCCGCGUUCUUCCGUCGUACGACUUCCAUGAACUUGGCUCCAAAAUUCGUAUGCCGGAAAAAGAACGAAUGUGUGAUAAAAAUGAGCAGCCGGGAUAGCUGUAAAUCAUGUAGAUAUGCGAAAUGUCUUCACGUCGGAAUGAAUCCGGAAGUUGUUCAAGCAAUCCAACAAGCCGCAAAACAAGCAAAUUCACCUGGAAUCGAAAGCCUUCCAUCCUGUUCAUCUUCCCCUGCAUCAUGCAACAGCCCGAUUCUCAGUCUGGAACUCGGUGACUAUGACCAAAUGACUCCGACUCUGUGUGGAGUGAUGGAGAGCUAUCAGAAACUGUACAAGAAGCGAUACGAUCUACAUGCCCCGAAAUUGACACCAAGAGCCACAAACUACGGGGAGUUUUGCAAAAUCUACUCGAACGAUGUAUAUCUUCAAUUUGAAUUCUUGGAGGGCAGUUUUCCACAGUUUAAGGAAAUGGGCGGGUUUGAGAAGAAACACGUUUUUAAAUACUUUUUCGUAUCAUUUUUGAUUCUUGAAAUGGGAUAUCGGAGUUAUCAAGAAGGAACUGACGCAAUUGUUUUGGCAAAUGGAGAUUUUAUUGAUACUAUGAAUUUGGAUGAGUUUUACUAUGAUCCGGAGAGUCUAGAAAAAUGCAAACCUACAGACGCGAUGAAAAUGUACCGCCCGAACUUUGACCAGAUGAAACGCAAUGUGUUCCAACCUCUCUCACAUCAAAAACUAUCGCUUAUCGAGUUUCUCGCAUUGGUAUCCCUGUGCACGUGGAAUGAAUCACUAGAUGGUCAGCCGGAUUGUUACUAUCCGUCUUGCCGACCAGUACGACAGAGCGUGAUUGCAGACUUGAAAGCAUUUUACGAGAAAGACUCGCCAGACGUGGAUCCAGCUUACCGGCUUUCCGGGCUUCUGAUGUUACUGCCAGCUCUGGAGCGUUCCGUGGAACUAUUUCUUCAAACGAUGGAAGUCAAACGCCUUUUCCGCUGUUUUCCAUUCCACGACAAAAUCUAUAAAAUCAUUGAUGGACAAUAACUAUUUGAACCAGAUCUCUUCUUUUUACAUUCCAUUUUUAACCUUAUGUAAAUAUGACAUUUCACACUUCAAAUGUCCCAAACGUGAAAUUCUCAAGUUAUUUGAAAUUUGUGAGGUUCCAGAGAGUGCGUGCUUGGUACGAAAGUAUUGUUUUACAUAUACUUUUUAUACACUUUUUUGAAUAUAUUCGUCUACUAACAAGUUUUUUUUUUGAAAUUUUUGUACAUUGUAUGGUUGUAAAAAGUAAAAAAAUGUUGAAAUUGUAUUUUACACUUUGCCUUCUAGUUAUUCCAAAUUUUUUGGCACAAGAUAUGACGAAAGCUGAGAGUAAGUUCAGUAUUGUUUCAGAGUAAUGUGAAUAACUUUUUGUUCAACUAACAAUAAAU
This is a messenger RNA of Caenorhabditis elegans, 1559 nucleotides long. It is a transcript of the gene nhr-57, whose product is annotated as Nuclear hormone receptor family member nhr-57. Gene Ontology annotation, molecular function: zinc ion binding; sequence-specific DNA binding; DNA-binding transcription factor activity. Gene Ontology annotation, biological process: regulation of DNA-templated transcription. Bases 49 to 1173 code for a protein of 374 amino acids. The record is from RefSeq and is marked reviewed. Lineage: Eukaryota; Metazoa; Nematoda; Chromadorea; Rhabditida; Rhabditidae. The transcript has 8 exons. Gene Ontology annotation, cellular component: nucleus.